GGCAGUGCCGAGAAGAAGGUUGCUGACGCCGGCGAUGCCGACAUGGAAAACCCGAAGGCGCCGCCCGCUCUGGUGACCGCUUGCUGCGUCUGCAUGGAGCCGUGGUCAUCCGAAGGCGCACACCGUAUGUGCUGCAUCGCUUAUUGCGGGCAUGUGUACGGCAGAUCGUGCUUGGAGACGAUACUGCGCCGCUGCGAAGACAGACGAGCCAAGUGCCCGCAGUGCACCGACAAAUUCGACCGCAUGCAAGUCAUCGAUCUCUACAUGACGGAAUAUCCUCGCGACGACGGCUGGCAUCGCAAGAUGAAGAUCUUUGUCGAGGUCCUUAAAGGCAAGACCAUCACUCUGGAGGUUGGGAUUUUAGACACAGUUGACAGUGUGAAAGCAAAGAUUCAUGACAAGGAGGGUAUCCCUAUAAACCUGCAGCGCCUCAGGUUCGCGGCUCACGGCGUACUGGAGGAUGGACACACCUUAGGUGAAUACAACAUCCAAGAGGGUUCUACCAUUCUUCUCAUAUUGGAACUGCAGAUUUUUGUGGAGACCCUUCCUGGUAAAACUACCCCUCUCAAGAUCUAUUCGUACUAUACCAUCGAGCAUGUCAAGAGAGAUAUGUUUCUGGGUCAGCAAGAGAAGCUCAAUGCUUAUAUGUUCAACGGGAAGCAGCUACACAACAGCAUUUCAUUGGCUGAUUAUGGCAUCCAGGAAGGAUCUACUCUGCUACUUGAUCGCCGUGCCAAAGAAAAGAUAAAAAUAUUUCUUAUUGAGACGCUUACGGGAAGCAUCAUCACUCUUGAGGUUGCAACCGUGGAUACCAUCGGCGAUGUUAAGGAGAAGAUUCAAGAUGAACAGCAUUUUCCCAAAAACCAACAGUGCAUCAUCUUUGCCAAUAAACAACUAGAAGACGAUGUCACCUUGGCGGAUCACAACAUCCAGAAGGAGUCCACCCUUCUCCUUGUCGUUAACCACCCAUCUCAGAGAGGUAAGAUGACUAUCUAUGUCAAGACGCUGUGGAACAAAAUCUACAUUCUUGACGUUGAGAACAACGAUACUGUCUAUGAUGUCAUGGUGAUGCUCCAAGGUAAGAUGUCCGUUUUCCCACAUGUUCAGCGCCUCAUCUUUGGCGGCAAGCAGCUAGAUGUCAACCGUACCUUGGAUCACUACAAGGUCAAGAUGUAUUCCACCCUCCAUCUCGUGCUCAGAUUUGGUGGAGGCUGAGAUGAU
Messenger RNA from Lolium rigidum, 1221 nucleotides. Its product is annotated as polyubiquitin 11-like. Lineage: Eukaryota; Viridiplantae; Streptophyta; Magnoliopsida; Poales; Poaceae. Bases 43 to 1215 code for a protein of 390 amino acids. Gene Ontology annotation, cellular component: cytoplasm; nucleus. Gene Ontology annotation, biological process: modification-dependent protein catabolic process; protein ubiquitination. Gene Ontology annotation, molecular function: ubiquitin protein ligase binding; protein tag activity. The record is from RefSeq and is a predicted model, not a curated record. The transcript is spliced from 4 exons.